This is a messenger RNA of Scatophagus argus, 1873 nucleotides long. Its product is annotated as neurexophilin-1-like. The transcript has 2 exons. The record is from RefSeq and is a predicted model, not a curated record. Gene Ontology annotation, molecular function: signaling receptor binding. The coding region runs from base 138 to 935 and encodes 265 amino acids. Lineage: Eukaryota; Metazoa; Chordata; Actinopteri; Scatophagidae.
AGCUGAUGGUACAACUGAGUGUUUCUCUCUGCAUUUAAUGUGGAUGCAGACACUGACCAUGGACUGCCGACAGUUAACCAGGCCUGAAUGAAGUUCAGGUGACAGUGGAGGGAUCUUCACAGAGGAACUGAUGCAGAAUGGAGAUGUUUGCCAGGCAGUGCUUUGUUUGGAUACUUCUUAAAGGAACAAUUUGUCUGUUGGUUCUUGGGCAACAUCGGGGCAACUUCACCUUCAGCAAUAGUGCUUCACAAGAACUUAGAGACCAGAACCCUCCCUUGCAGAAAAACUGGGCACCCCAAACUGAGAGUUUGAUUCAGAACACCAAACUACCCGUCGAUUCUUUUAUUCCUCUUUCAAAUCAGGGACUUCCGGAAAUACUUGGAAAACACAGUCAAUCAUACACUAAACCGCCAUUAAAGCUAAAGCUUCACCCCACCAUGAAAAUUCAUGGAACAUCUAAAUUCUCCAGGACGUUCACUUGGGGGGACUUUUACUCAAACAUUAAAACGGUCAAACUGAAUUUGCUGAUAAUGGGCAAGAUCGUGGAUCAUGGGAACGGUUCUCUUGGAGUUUACUUCCGCCACAACUCCACGGGUGUGGGCAACGUGUCGGUCAGCCUUGUCCCACCGAUGAAAGAGGUGGAGUUUGAUCUGGAGCGUCAAAGUGUGGUCAACCCCAAAGACUCGAAGACUUUCAACUGCAGGGUGGACUAUGAGAAAACUGAACGCAACAAAAAGGUGAUGCUGUGCAACUACGACCCGUCCAAGACUUGUGCUCAGGAGCAGACCCAGAGCCACAUCACUUGGAUGUGUUCCAAACCCUUCCAGGUCAUCUGCGUCUACGUGUCUUUCUACAGCACAGACUACAGACUGGUUCAAAAAGUCUGUCCAGACUACAGUUACCAGAAUCCGGGAGCCUACGUGCCUACAGGCUGACCAGGAUGACAGUGGAGAAUCGUUAUUUCAGUAAGAGGAGGUUUUUAAAGGGUUUUUAAUGGAUUCUAAAGUUUAUCAUUUAUUUAGAAUGCUUUUUUUUUCAACAACUGAACAAAAGCUGUAAAUGUUUUUAGUGCAAUAUCUUGCUUGUUGUAGACUUGUUGUAUAUGAAAUGAAUAUAAUUAGGGCUGCAGCUAUCAGGAUUAUUUUCAUUAUCAGUUGAUGUGAUGAUUGUUUUUAAAAAUAUGUUUACAGCACAAGAAAUAUAAAGGCUUUUAAAAAGACUGAUGUGACAUUAACUGAUUUUCAAAUGGUUGCCAAUCAAUUCUGUAUCAAAAAUCGAAUAAUCAAGUAAUCCAUAUUUUGGUUUGCAGAGGUUAAUUUAUCAUCAUCCUCUACUGUCUUUUGUUUGUAAUGCUCUUGCCUUUACCCUGUGCAUUUUUUUGUCAUAUUUAUGUCACUCUUUACUGCAUGUUGCCUAAUAAAGAAACAAAUAUGAUUAAAAAACAAAGACCGACAGGUUAAAAAAGGUGAUUCAAGGGAUGAUCUCUGGAGCCACUGAAGAUUUAAUGGGCUCACUUCAUAAAUAACCUUUACAAAACCUGUUUUCUACAUUUGUCUUUCAUUUCCUUCAACUGAAUUAGGUACAAUCAGUCCUUACAAAUGCGAGGAAAGAUGCUCAUGCAAACUCUUUAGUUCAGAACUCACGGGAGCUAGAAGCAAAAUGUGUAGGUUUAGGCCUGUAGCUUACUGUAGCUUAUUCCCAUUAGAACUUAUUAUUUCAGCUUGUUGAGAGAGCAUGCUGAAUACUGGACCAGGAUUGGGUUCUAAACCAUUUAUGAUGUACAUACUGAACACACCAAGAACAGACCAUACAUUACAUUAAAUACAUUUUCUUUGUGUGUGAUUUGAUUUUUCUGUAAAGUCUCAUGAUCAAU